GAGGUGGCGGUGGGGCAGGAGGGGUCGGCUAACCCCUGGGGCAGCAGCGGAGGUACAGCUGCUGCUGCUAGCCCCGCCGGGCCCUCCCCCUCCUCUAGCCAAGAACAUGCUCCAUCCCCGUCAGAGAUGCAGCAGGACGAUAUCCCCGCACGUCAAGGAGCCGCCAUCGAUGCCGACCACAGCAGCGUUGAUGUUAAGGGUGACCGUGUCCGGGCCCGCGGAGCCGGCGGGCCCCAUGCGACCUCCUCUGAAGCAGCAGCAGCAGCAGCCCUUCAUGGGACGCAGCACCGGCAGCAGCAGCAGCACAAGCGGGCUGGUUUCGACCGGCAGCCGAUGCGGCAGUUCAGCGCGUCAGCGGGCGGGCGAGCGGAGUACACACCCGUGCAGUCAGCUCCUAGGUCGGUGAACACCCGCCAGCGACAGGCCGCUUCCGCUCCCGCUCCUGCCUUGUCAGGAGCCACACGUCACGUCAAUACCGUUGGAGGAAACAACAACAACGGCAACAACGGCGGCAGCGGCCAGGCGGGAGGGGGUACCCCGUACUCCAACUCCCGUAACACGCUGGUGCGUGUGAACCCGUUGUUUGAAUGCCGGGACGACGGAGGAGCGUGCUCGGAGGCGGAUGAGGAUGAGGUGACGGGUCCCGCUCCCCGGGUUACUCGGUCUGGGAACGGUUCCGACUCCAUUGCUUGCGAGCUGCCGCUGCCCCCAGCGGAGCAGCUGGACCGUCUGACGCCCUGGCAUGGCAGCCGACCCACCACCCCGGCGCCCGAGUCCGUGGUAGGUCCGCUACGCCGCCGGGAGGGUGAGAACCAAGACGACUGCUUCUCGCUACAACAACAACAAGGAGGCGCAAACGUCCAACCGAUUCUGGAGCAAGACGCUGCAUCCGUUUUUGCGUACGAGAGUCCGUACGAGUACGACGCAUCCGUACAACAACAAACCCACAUGUACGGCAUGCCCACCGUGGAGGCCAGGCCUCGAGGAGGAGGGGCAGCGGCAGCCUGGCGCCCGGUUCCCUGGCCCAUGCAACAGGUGCUGGAGGAGGCCUCUGCCUCGGCCUCCGAGACGCCAUGUAGCAGCCCGCCGCUGCUGCAGCAGCAGCACCCUCGUAGGACUGCAACAGGAGUGACAGAAGAGGACAGCGCAGUCGCCGCUGCUGCUGCUUCCAUGACCUCCAUGCAGCACUCCCAGCGGUCCCAGCGGUCCCAGCAGCAACAGGAGUCCCAGUUGGCCGACAUCACACCCAACAGCAGCCUUCACACCCAACACGUCGCGCCGGACUUUGCUGCUCGUGCCAGCUGCGUGGAUUUCGGUCGUUGCGCGUCGCCGGUUGUGGUCCUGGGCCCUAGCCGCGGUUACCGAGCUAACAACAACAGCAACAACACGAGCCCCCUGGCAAGGAGCACGCCCGAGCUGGGCAGCGUGGUCCGCAUCAAUCGACGCGCCCGUCGCCGCACGCCGAAGCAACGUUACGCCGCCAACAACCGAAGCAACGACGAGAACAGCUUCUCAACCGCCUUUGGGCAACAACCAACCGCCGACGGUAUUUCACCCUCACACUACACUGCGGAUAUGACUCCAACCACGUCGGUUCGUACGGCGGGCAUGUCGCCAUCCGUCACCGGUCUGACCUCCCCGAAACCACAACAUCACCAAACAGGAGCAUGGCUAUCACCAGGAGCCCCGAAGUACGGCUCCCCGAAGAGUUGCUGCACCGCUGCUGCUGCUGGUGCUGCCACUCACACGCCCAUGCACACCGCCAUGGGCCCCCUGCGUCUCGUGACGCCCACUGCCGGCUCGCCAGCUUCCUCCCCCGCCUCGGUAUCAGGCAGGCGGCGACGGCGCUCCACUUCUGCGGCUGUCGCUUCAACCAGCUUGCGUUCCUCUCCCUCGCCAGGAGGAGCAGGAGCGUCUGUCGUCGUCAUCAGCGGCGCCCUGAGCAGCGGGGGUCGUGCGGCGGGGGUGCGCAGUGCGGAUUGCUCCCCCUGCGCUCAGUCCCUGCGAACGGAGGCGAGCAGGUUGCGGGAGGAGGUGGCGAGGCAGCGGCUUCUGGCGGAGAAUGUGGAGCAACUGGAGAACGAGCUGGCCAUGAGGCUGCAGAGUGAGACUCAGCUGCGUCAGAAGCUCCAAACGGCGGUUGCAGACGCACGGCAUGACGCCAUGCGGAUCGAGGUGCUCUCACACUUGAACGCGGUCAUGAGUGAGGACCUGAGUCAGCGGGAUGAGCGGCUGCGGGGCUUUGAGGAGCUCGUGUCUAGGAUGUACGGCGAGCUCAAGAUCAUGGCUCGUCAGGGCUUCUUGGAGCCCUCCUCCGCUGCCACCGUCAUCUCUUCUCCCGGUCUCUCCCAGCAGCAACAACCGCAACCACAACCCUCACCACACUCGCAGCAGCAGCAGCAGCAACCGCCCUACAACAAGGCGACCAACAGCACCGCCGGCGGCACCACUCCCUCUGCAGCCUCACCGCCCCCGCCCCCGCGGCGGCGCUUCUCCCUCACGACUGCCACGGAGUCGCUGCCCGGCUCGCCCUCGGCCUGCUGGCCCCUGACCACCCCUCGGAGCCUGGGACCCAUUUGGGGCACCACGACCUCGACCAUGAUGACGACGAUGAUGACGAUGUCACCAGGCGGUGGGGCAGUUGCUGGUGGCGGGGUUGCUGGUGGUGGUGGUGGUGGUUCCUCCCCGGGAGCUAGCAGCGCAGUGGUGCUCAGGUCGCCCCCUCGGGGCCCUCUGGCAGUUUCUAACACUGCGGGGGAGCCCGGGUCGCGGAGUCCUGGGGCGCUACAAGGGCUGCAGCAGUCGCUGCAGCUGACACUGCCUACGACAGGCGGCUCCGUGGCGCCCGCCUCGGCUAUGGCGGCGGGGAUGCUGGGACUGCUGGCGAAGUUGCGGGAGGGUCUCUCCGAGCGCACCCAACAAGUCGCCCGACUGGAGUCCCAGCUCGCGGAGGCUCGACUGCGGUUGCAAAGCAUUGAACAAGAGGUAUCAGCUGCUGCUGCUGCUGCUGGUGGUGCUGCGAAGAACGAGAGCUGCCCUCGUACACGACCGGAGCAGGCAGCGCCCUCACCCUCACCAGCACCCUCCCCCUCAACAUCUCAAGCUCCGGCUGCCCUAGGGACCAUUCAACGGGAAACGGUGGCUAUCCAGACGUCCCCAAGCGUCUUCGCCGGGGGUUCGAACCAGGGUCUGGGCGGCUUUGGGGCCUUCCACCCGGGACCAGGAAGUGUCGGCGGCGGUGGCGGUGGCGGUGGCAUCUCACCGCUGCGUUGCGGCGAGGGCGGUAGUGGUUCUCCUUCGCCGUUUGGCGAGGUGGAGGCGGAUGGCUGGGCGUAUGAUGAGAGCCCCCAGACGACUGGACGCGGCAGUGCAGUGGGCAGUCCGAGCCAGGGAUGUGGCUACAUUGGCCUGCUGUCGCCCGUCGGGCCUGAUCUGGAGGACCAUCCACCUGCGCCCUGGGCCAACAGCGAUGGCGGCGGCGACAGUCCCCCCGCCACCAGUAGCAUCUCCACCGCAGCAGCACAAGCCCCAGCACAGGCCCCAGUCGUGACUUUCUUCGACACAGAACAGACAUGUGAGGCCGGGGCCACUGCGCACGCAGUCCCAGUCUCACCCUCAGCCUCAUCUUCAGCCGAAGCUGCCGACUUCCCAGCAUCCCAGGACGCAGCAGCAGCAGCUGACGCCGAAGCCACUGCACAGUCAGCAGCACAAGCAGCCGCAGCAGCCGAGGCUGCCGCUGCCGCAGCAGCACUCGAGGCCAGCCUGGUUCGCGAGGCUGGCUUGCAGGCUCAGCUAGACAACCGCGAGCGGGAGGUCAUGGAGCUACUGGAGCGCACCGUCACGCUUGAAAGCGCCCUAAGUGAGCGAGACAGUCGGCUUACGGAGCUUCAGGGCUAUGCGAGCAGUCUGGCGGCAGGCCGGGAGGCUCUGCUGGCGAGCCGGGACACGCAGAUUGGGGAGCUGCAGAGGCAGGCCGGGGAGCUGGAUGCGGCACUGCGAGGGGCGGUUUCGGAGGCUGCACGGUUGCGGCAGCAGGCGGCGGAGGCGUUGUCCAGGUGUGACAGGCAGGCGGCGGAGGUUCGUGCGGUGGAGUAUCGGGAGGAGCUACUGACGAGCAAGUUGAGGCAACUCGAGGUGCGGUUCCUACACCGCGGGGACCAGCUAGCCGAGCUGCGGAAGGAGCUAUCCGCGACCAACGAGCAGCUGGCAGCCAUGCGGGCCCAGGCGGUCGCAGCGCAGGUGGAGGCGGCGGCCGCCCGCCAGGCCGCAGCAGCACUGCAGGACGCCAUGGAUGACCUGCGACGCAGCAACGGCCUAGCGGAGCUCUCCUGGCCCCUGCCACCCCUUAGCAACACACACAACCUGCACGGCCACUAUCAUGCGCAUAACCAGCAGCAGCAACCGCAGCAGCAAAACCAGCCGCAGCCGAACCAGCAGCAGCAGCAGGCUCGUGACUUGCAGCAGCAGCCGCAGCCGCCUGGGGGUGUUGCCGGUCAGUCGGCGUUACGGGCCAGUGGUGGCGGUGGCGGGGGUGCGACAGCAGCAGCCGCGGCCGCAGCCGGAGUGGCUCCGCCUGUUCGCGACAACUGGUUGACGGGUCUGGGCCGCUCACAGCGACACAUCAAUAACAACCACCACAACAACAACCCCCUGGCUAGCAGCAACGGGAGUGACAUGGUGCUCCUACCCGUCCCCGCAUGGGGCAGCAGCAAUGGCGGCGGCGGGGGCACCGGUGACGGCAGCGGCAGGGCCAGUGCAGGCGGGGCUGCGGCCGGAGGAGGAGGAGGAGGAGCACACGAACAUCGAGGUGGUGGUGGCAGCAUGGGCGGUGGGCUUGGAGUUGGAGUUGGAGGCAGCAUGGGCGGCGGUGCGGCCGGAAGCCGGGAGCGAGUGAUCCCGGAGGAGGAGGAGCACACGUUUGUGUUGCCGGGUGCGGUGCCCUCGGCUCCCCGGCCGCAUGGGCGCUGGGCGACGAGUUCAGUGCAUGUGUCGCCCUCGGCAGGCGGGGCGCCUCCGGGGGCUGUGGCGGUGGGGGCGGCUGGUGCUGGACGGGAGCUGCCGGAUCUGCGGUGGGCUCGCAGCGGGGCGUACAGGUGCUCGGCGCCGGGCAACAUGAUGCCUCCCGCUCACCUCACUCAGCUGCAACAGCAGCAGCAGCAGCUGUACCUUGCAGCCGCCGCUGCUGCCACCUGCAAUAUCGCGAUUUUGGGUUCGGAGCAUGUGGGAGCGACACAGAGCCACUCCGGAAACAAGGGAACCUGGGUGCAGCGAUUCCUUCACCGCAAGGCCUCAUCGCAGGAAGGAGGCAGCAGCCCGGGAGGGGGCGGAGCGCAGGUGGCUGCGAUUGCGACACCGACGAAGCGGCGGAAGGGCGGGGUGAAGGGAAUCGUGUUGCGCAAGUGGGUGCCGUCCUCGGCGUCCAAGACGAAGCCGCCCAAACGGACACGGUAGGGGGGCAAGGUGGAUGCAGAUGUGGAGGACAAGAGGACAACAAAGACAAGAGGGCCGCAGGACCCUUCCUUAACUUUGGACGGGAAUGAGCGGCGUGAUGUUCGAGUUGAAGCCGUAUCCUUACGGCGCUAACUAGCGGUGAAUCGUUGGCAUGGGGGCAGACAGGGGGAUGGGUAAGACUGAGGGCACCGGUAGGUGAUGGUCUUCCCCGCAGGUUGGUGCGAGAGGAGGAAACAUGCGAGGCGGAGGAAGCCGAGGACCGGAGAGGCGUGAAGCUUUAGUUGACUGGGGUGUUUGUUCCCCUUCUUGCUUCGAGCAGGAGUGCGGGACCCCGGGGGUUUGACGAAUAACGAUGCUCGUACCUGGUGCGGCGCUUAUUACUAACCGUAGGUUGGCUGUGUGGCAUUUCAUCAAAGCGUCGUACGGAUGACGGCUGCCAGGGUGGUGCAGCGGUGGCUUAAGCAAUUGCACGCUCAGUACUAUAUGUCUUAAGAGUUGCGGAGUGACAGUGUUGCAGACUGCAUGCCGCGAUCGCUACUGCGUAGUUGAAGGGCCCACGUGGUCAUACUGUACGGUCCCGUUCAUAAGCAAGUUGAUGUUUACUUGUUUCGAUCUAUAUACUUUGUAAGGAAGUUGAUAUUACUGCCUUUUCUUAAGAUCCCUUUAGUGGCACGACAAGACCCGAGAUGCUGUUGACAGCUGCGCAGCGGACUGUCCCGAUCAGCAGCCGAACUGCAGCCACUGCCCAGGCUCGCUGCCCACGUUUACAAAUGACUCUUGCUUUUCCGCGGAUUGAUCGGCCGCAAAAGCGCUGCGUCGCGGCGAUGGCGACGUCUGGGCCCAAGGAGAAGCGAGUAUUGGUUCCUAUCGCAAAUGGGACGGAGGAAAUGGAAGCUGUAAUUGUCAUCGACAUACUUCGGAGAGCAGGCGCGCGUGUAUGCGUCGCCAGUGUUGAGAGUACCAAUGAGGUCGUUUGCGCUCGCGGCGUCAGGCUGGUAGCGGACAAGCUGAUCGGCGAAUGCGGACAAAACAGCUACGACCUAAUCGCCUGCCCAGGCGGCAUGCCGGGUGCAGAGCGCCUGCGUGACUGCGCUGAGCUCGGCAGCCUGGUGCUAGCACAGAAGGAGGCGGGUCGCAUGUACGCGGCCAUCUGUGCCACCCCGUUUGUGUUCCUAGAAACCAAGGGGCUCAUCGGGGGCAAGCGGGCAACCGCACACCCGGCCUUCUCCGACGGGCUCAAAGACCAGAGCAAGGUGAUGGACCGAGUGGUGGUGGAUGGCAACCUGACCACCAGCCGGGGUCCGGGUACGGCAUUCGAGUUCGCGCUUUCCCUGGUGAAGCAGCUGUUCGGGGAGGAGAAGAUGAAGCAGGUGGCGGGGCCCAUGGUGAUGUACAACUUCAAGGUGUGAGCGGCGACAGCAGCAGCGGCAGCUGAAUGAGGGUGUGUGAGCAAUUAGGUGGAAUUGGGAUGUGUUGGGAUGUUUAGGGAACGUGUGUUGGAUUGCAGCAGCUGGGGACACAGCAGGAGGGUGCGGCCAGUUUCGGAGCUGCUGCUUUGUGUGACAUGUGUUGUGUGUCGACAAGGACGCAGCGGAGUGGGAUGGCCUUCCUUUGCAUACGGCGUUUUUCUUACCAAGCUGGGAUGCGUAGGUGUGGGGAUUCUUUGCUGGAUGGACUUGAGCACUCGCCGGCGUGGCGCUAGCCGGUAGAGUACGUAUACUUGAUCUUGCGGGGGGCGUUGCAGGUUUGUUGCUGUCCGCGUUUUGAAGGCAUUGGGACUACCGGUAAAGUGUGAGCAUGGAAGAUGCAUGUAGACACGUGUGAAUGUUGACGGGCCUGCAUGCGCGCAAAAAAUGAAGUUUGUGUCCACCGGGGGCUAUGGCGUGGAGCCAGGGUGCAUCACCCGAGACUUGGUGGACAGGGACAGAGGAGCAGGAGGGUCUUCAGCUUACUAACAUGUGUGCGUGAGGAUGGCUGAGCGUUCUUCCUAGGUUUACGCGCCGUAGUAAAGCACGUUGCAGGAGAGGUGUGUGCAAUCUGGUUGCCACCUCUGAAGGGCGCUCCUCGCCCGUGCUUGCUAUGUGCAAAGAGAAGAUGGCGGCUUAGAUAGGGUGGGCUGGAGGUUGAGGCCUUGCGGCCAUCAUCUGUAGAUCGUGCAUGAGAGCUGGUGUGACAUGAUGUGAGUGAUAUGGAGCGGCAGGAAGAGAGCCACUAGCAUAGCGUGUGUGCAACAGGGGGUGUGGUCGAUGUGUGCAGGCAGCAUGCAGGCUUAGUCUCCGUGUUGGGUUGCCUUGUUUGUAGUGCUUUUAAUGAAGGCGACGUCUGCUGCUGCUGCCUUGCAUGCUGCUGCAGCUGUUGCGGGGCC
Astrephomene gubernaculifera is the source of this 7816-nucleotide messenger RNA. The record is from the annotation of a GenBank genome assembly. Lineage: Eukaryota; Viridiplantae; Chlorophyta; Chlorophyceae; Chlamydomonadales; Astrephomenaceae.